GUAUACAUGCGGCCGGCUAGCACCCUUUUCAGACGCAAUGCAUUAGAUCGCACGGAAUAUUAUUUGAUUUUUGCCGUUGAGGUCAAAACUGACCUUUCCCCGCUUAUCGGAAAAUAGUGGGGCACUGAUACGAUUGCUUCUAUUACCAUAUUAAUGGACGUGAUAAGGACGCGCGUUUUGGGCCACCUGUAUAACACGGUUCCAGCAAUUAAACAAGAAUUUUAUUAAUGCAAUGAAUCAAUCAAUCGCAAUCUUGAACAAUUGUUGUCGCUUAGAUAAGGCAAGAAUUAGGUAAACUUUGCCGUUAAUAUUGAAAUUAUCAACGUGCGGUCGGAUUUUUCCGCCUGAUACACGUCCACUCGGCCAAUUAAUUAAAGCAAAGCCCGUCCAAUUAUUAAAUAAUGCAAGAGUCAACAUUCUAAUUGCGUUAAUGGUCCUUUUACGAAUCGUGUCAGUGAAUUAAGUGUUUGGCUAGUGUCCGGUCUAAAAAUAGCUCAUUGUGGUACUCGUCGCGUGAUUUUUCAUAUGUAUAUGUUUACAAAAUUCAAAUAUUGACUCGUUUUGCGCCAAUUUGGGUCAGAAAAGCGGCUCGUUAGGCGACGGAAGCAAGGAUACGAUAAGUCAUGAUUUUGUAUUGUGUUCGGACAAGUGAUCAAUAUUUCGUGACUGCCAACCCUCGCAAAUGAGCCUAGAUCAAUGUCGAGAUAGCUCCAAAAUAUGAGGCUUUCCAUCAAAAUGUAUCUCAUAAUUUUCAUAAGCGCAUCGGUGAUUCUGUACCAAUACCAGUUGUCGAACGCGUGGCUGAUCUCCCAGAAUUCGCAAGAGUUCCACGUUCUGAGCCCCAAAACCGGCGACAAACCCCGCAGUGGCUCCCUGUUUAACGCCUCUUCCAUUAGCAAUACGACACCCUGUUUUCAAGAGCCGGAAGACUUAUUGCCGCCCCUGUAUGUAAUAACCCCGACCUAUCGCAGGCCGGAACAACUCGCCGAAUUGACCCGACUGUCCCACACUCUGAUGCUCGUCAAAAACGUAUUUUGGAUAGUCGUCGAAGACGCAACGAACAAAAACCACCUAGUUGCCGAGCUUUUGAAAAAAACGGGCUUGAAACACGAGCACCUACUCGCGCCGAUGCCUGAACUUUACCGCAAGAAAAAAGGGCCCAAACCUCGCGGCGUCUCGAACCGGAACCGAGGCUUGCAGUGGAUACGCCAAAACGCCAAAACCGGAGUUUUUUAUUUCGCCGAUGACGACAACACUUACGACCUCCAGUUAUUUACAGAGAUUCGCUACACAAAACGCGUGUCGAUGUUUCCCGUUGGUCUGAUCACCAAACUGGGCGUGAGCUCGCCCAUCGUCCGCAACGGUCGUUUUUCGGGGUUUUAUGACGGAUGGGUGGCCGGUCGCAAGUUUCCCGUUGAUAUGGCCGGCUUUGCCGUCGCGGUUGAGUUUCUGUUGCAGCGUCCGAAAGCUUUAAUGCCGUUCAGGCCUGGUUUCGAAGAGGACGGCUUUUUGAAAAGUCUCGAACCUUUUGAACCUCAAGACAUCGAAUUGUUAGCUUCAAAUUGCACAAAAAUUUUAGUAUGGCACACGCAAACGAAGAAGAAUGAACCGUCACAACCCUUAGAUCUCGCCAAGUAUAAUAGCACUAACUUAGUCAUGCUCAAACAAAUACUGGUAUAGGCAAUCAGUCCGGAAGUCCAUUUACUGUACAAAUUUAUAAGGGUUCUGUAGUUAACGACUUGCAUAUCGGUUCAGUUCGAGUUUAUUUAUGUGAUACUUUUGUAUGUUGUUUCGUUUUAUAUUGACGUGGAUAUUUUUUAUGAAAGAGGCUGUGGAUGACUUUUUUACCAUCAUUCGCUAUUUAGAACAUGUAAGAUAAACAACAAUCAUGUAGCGUUUUGCGAAAGUAAAACAGUAUAAGUA
Molecule: messenger RNA, 1923 nt
Organism: Tribolium castaneum (red flour beetle)
Lineage: Eukaryota; Metazoa; Arthropoda; Insecta; Coleoptera; Tenebrionidae
Product: galactosylgalactosylxylosylprotein 3-beta-glucuronosyltransferase P
Exons: 7
Coding region: 718-1680 (320 amino acids)
Biological process (GO): chondroitin sulfate proteoglycan biosynthetic process; carbohydrate metabolic process
Cellular component (GO): Golgi membrane
Molecular function (GO): galactosylgalactosylxylosylprotein 3-beta-glucuronosyltransferase activity
Source: RefSeq, a predicted model, not a curated record